GCAACCCUGGAUUGAAAAGCAGGAAGUAUUCGCACACAGAGGCUGGGGGGAGGUAAGGGGUUGGAGGACUGGAUGAAAAAGGGAACUUCCUAUUCCAGCAUCUCUGUGCUCAUUUCUGUAGCCCGCUGCCGCCGCUUGGGUUUACGGUUGCAGGUUCCUCCCGAGCAUCCAAAGAGGCAGCUCUGUAUCCCAUGUGGAUCCCAUCCUGCCCCACCGCCAGCUUCUACAGGCUGCUACAUGGGGAUAAGCCAACCACCUGGGCUGCCAGGGGGAAAGCAGGUAAUGGAAAUAUGAGUGAAAAUGAGGAGACACAAUUCUUGCAGGGAGGUCCUGAGAAUUCCAAAGGUCAUGAAGUGUUCUGUGAAUUGUUUACCAUGGAUGCAUCUCAAAGUCCUGGCUUGGAAAUGGUGUGUGAGAGCAAGGAAGAACAUUCUUCAGAGGAGGGGCAAGACAAGGCCACCCGUUGCGAAAGAGGGUUCAGGAAACGGAAGGACACUGUUGUUCACCAAAACAUUCUUCCAGGAGAGAAACCAUAUAUCUGUAUUGAAUGUGGACAAAGCUUUAAUAGGAGCUCAGACUUGGUCAGACAUCAGAGGAUUCACACAGGAGAGAAGCCGUAUGUGUGUGGGGACUGCAGAAAGUGCUUUAGUCGGCACUCGCACCUCAUUCAGCACCAGCGGAUCCACACAGGGGAAAGGCCGUACAAGUGUAAAGACUGUGGGAAAACCUUUAGCCAGAGCACACACCUUGUCCAACAUCAGCGCAACCACUCUGGAGAGAGGCCUUAUGUGUGUGGCAAAUGUGGACGACACUUCUACCAGAAUUCGGGUCUCCUCCGGCAUGCCAACUGCCACAUGGGGCAGAAACCAUACAGAUGCCCAGACUGUGGGAAACGUUUCAGUGAUCAUUCUAACCUUGCGGCUCAUCAGAGACUGCACACAGGUGAGAAACCCUACAAAUGCCCUGACUGUGGUAAAUGUUUCAGCGAGAGCUCCAAGCUCUCCAUUCACCACCGGACUCAUACUGGAGAGAAGCCUUACAUGUGUUCAGAAUGUGGGAAAAGCUUCAGUCAGGGGUCACACCUUAUACAGCAUCGCCGGACACACACAGGUGAAAAGCCAUAUGAGUGCUCUGAAUGCAGGACUAGCUUCAGUGACAGGUCCACCUUGAUCAGACACCAGAGGACCCACUCUGGUGAGAAGCCCUUUAAGUGCAUACAGUGUGGGAAGAGCUUCAGUCGUAAUGCCUACCUCGUUGCACACCGGAGAAUGCAUAAGUGAAGUUGCAAGUUGACAAACUGAAAGAAGAGAAAUCUUAUCCAUAGCAGAUGAUGAUCGGCUGUUGAAGUCAGUGCUGCAGAUGUGGCUGAAUCCAGGAAUUCAGUUGAGUCCUUUGUCAUAAAGAUUUUGUCUGGUAGGUGACACGAUCAUACGACAGGAGAGUCCUGAUGCCUCACAUGUUCUCCGCCAUUAUUUAGUGGAUACCACAGGCAGUCUGUAAUUUGAUGAUGCAGUCUUUGAUUGCUUCACAUUCACAAAGUGAAGAACAGAAAAGAUCACAGUGAAGAAGGAAAUGUAUGUUUUGUGAGCUUCAAAGUAGAUGUUGACUGGAAUAUCUUGAAGUACAGUAUUGUUAAUGCUACAUAUUUUUUGUAAAGAAGGGCAGAACAAAUUAAACAAAU
Messenger RNA from Rhineura floridana, 1681 nucleotides. Its product is annotated as zinc finger protein 239-like. Gene Ontology annotation, molecular function: DNA-binding transcription repressor activity, RNA polymerase II-specific; RNA polymerase II cis-regulatory region sequence-specific DNA binding. Gene Ontology annotation, cellular component: nucleus. Gene Ontology annotation, biological process: central nervous system development; negative regulation of transcription by RNA polymerase II. The coding region runs from base 192 to 1280 and encodes 362 amino acids. The transcript is spliced from 3 exons. The record is from RefSeq and is a predicted model, not a curated record. Lineage: Eukaryota; Metazoa; Chordata; Lepidosauria; Squamata; Rhineuridae.